This is a messenger RNA of Peniophora sp. CBMAI 1063, 309 nucleotides long. NCBI's taxonomy places the organism in Eukaryota, Fungi, Basidiomycota, Agaricomycetes, Russulales, Peniophoraceae. The record is from the annotation of a GenBank genome assembly.
AUGCCUCGCAGAUUCCUGGGCUUUCGGCUUCGGGUAUCGUACUUGUCAUCCAGGCCUUCUCUAGAUCAGGCCUCGAUUCGCUGCCGUUCACGGCAGCAUCAUCUGCUCAAACACUGGCGUGCAUCCACAUCCACGUUCAAAUAUAAGGUGCCUUGCUUGAGUCAUGUAUCUUCUUGUCUUUGCGACUUACUGUUACGAAUUCUCUUGGUGACUUUGGCCGUUUUACAGUCCUUCUGUACGCUUCUUUUUGUGAUCUGCGACACGCAGCUCUCACCAGCUGAUGAUGUGCCGUCUUCCUUGCGCCUUUGA